This is a messenger RNA of Plasmopara halstedii, 171 nucleotides long. RefSeq lists its product as uncharacterized. The record is from RefSeq and is a predicted model, not a curated record. Lineage: Eukaryota; Oomycota; Peronosporomycetes; Peronosporales; Peronosporaceae. The transcript has 2 exons. The coding region runs from base 1 to 171 and encodes 56 amino acids.
AUGAGAAAGCCAACACUAAUUGUUAUUGGGGCAACCGAAUGUGAAAAUUUUCGUGGCGAGAUCGAGUUUUCCGACUUCGAUGACAGUUUUGAUCUGAUACUGGGGAUGCUCUGGUUGCAAUAUAUCCAACCAAGAAUCGAAGAUGCAGGUUUACACAUAUGUGGUGUGUAA